Molecule: messenger RNA, 3205 nt
Organism: Glycine soja
Lineage: Eukaryota; Viridiplantae; Streptophyta; Magnoliopsida; Fabales; Fabaceae
Product: TMV resistance protein N-like
Exons: 3
Coding region: 585-3122 (845 amino acids)
Biological process (GO): defense response; signal transduction
Molecular function (GO): ADP binding
Source: RefSeq, a predicted model, not a curated record
CAUGAUAGGAACGACAGAAUAACUUUUGCGCGUAAACCUUCAGAGAAUCCAAUUCCAUUUACUUUACUUUUCCUCAGUCCAGUUCAUAUUUAAAUAAUACAAAUUACCACAAACAUUCAAGCAUAGGAAAUAAAGCUUUCCACAUUUCUCAAGUAUCCAUUGCUAUAUAUACAGAUUACAGAGAUCCUUUCUUUCAAUUAUUUGGUGGCUUGACCGGUUUGUGUUGAUCGUUAACUUUCUAGCAGAGGUAUUGAUCAUUUUUGUAAGAUUUUGUUAACUUUAACAACCAGGACAACUCCUUCAAAUGUCUUUCUCCAAAUCAGUAUGCAAAUACUUUCCUCUGGAUCUAAUUUUCACUUUGUGAUGGGUUGUUUGCUCCUUCAAUAAUUUUUUUUUCAGGUUGCGGAUAAAAUAGAACAUUUUUUUAUCCGUUGGAAUCAUAGACAUGUAUCGGACUUUACAAUAACUCACAUAUUCUGAUCAACCAACUGAGUUAAAGUCCCUCAAUAACAAAACAUACUUAUUUGUGUUGAGGGGGGAUCAGCACCAUUAAGACAGUUUUUGCUCUUGUUUCAGUCCAAUUGAUGGCAUCCUCAUCUUCUUGUCAUGUUACUGAAAUAAAACAUGAUGUCUUUAUCAGCUUUAGAGGUACAGACGUCCGCAAAGGUCUGCUUAGCCAUUUGAAAACCGAAUUGCGCCGCAGACAGAUUGAUGCCUAUGUGGAUGAGAGACUUGACAGAGGAGAUGAAAUAUCAUCCUCACUUCUCAGAGCAAUUGAAGAAUCACAAAUUUCAUUGGUCAUAUUCUCAAAAGACUAUGCUUCAUCACAGUGGUGCUUGGAAGAGCUUGCCAAAAUGAUUGAAUCCAUGGAAAUAAAUAAACAGAUUGUACUACCUGUUUUCUUCAAUGUAGAUCCAUCACAUGUGCGGCACCAAUGUGGAGAUUAUGGAGAUGCUUUAGCUAAACAUGAAGAAAAACUCAAGGAAAACAUGCUCAAGGUAAAGACCUGGAGAUCUGCUAUGAAAAAAGCGGCUGAUUUAUCAGGGUUUCAUUACCCAACCAAUUUUGAGGAUGAAUCAGAUCUUGUCCAUGGAAUCGUCGAAGACAUUUGGGAAAAAUUGAGCAAGUUUUGCCCACGUGAAUCAAAUGGUCUUGUUGGAAUUGAUCAAAACAUUGCACGGAUUCAGUCCUUAUUGUUAAUGGAAUCAAGUGAAGUUCUUUUUGUUGGAAUUUGGGGCAUGGGUGGCAUAGGUAAGACAACCAUUGCCCGUGCUGUUUUUGAUAAAUUUUCUUCUCAAUACGAUGGUUUAUGCUUCUUGAAUGUAAAAGAAGAGUUGGAACAACAUGGAUUGAGUCUUUUACGAGAGAAACUUAUAUCUGAACUAUUUGAGGGAGAAGGACUCCAUACAAGUGGCACAAGCAAAGCAAGAUUCUUGAAUUCUUCUAUCAGAAGGAUGGGUCGGAAAAAAGUUCUGGUUGUGCUCGAUGAUGUAAAUACUUCUGAACAAAUAAAAGAUCUUGUUGGCGAACCAACUUGCUUUGGUGCAGGGAGUAGAGUGAUCAUAACAAGUAGAGAUCAGAAUGUGCUUACGAGUGGGGGUGUUCACCAAAUUCAUGAGGUCAAGGAAAUGGACUCGCGAGAUUCCCUCAAACUCUUUUGCUUAAAUGCCUUCAAUGAAAGCCAACCUAAAAUGGGAUAUGAAAAACUAACUGAAGAGGUAGUUAAAAUAGCCCAGGGCAUUCCUUUAGCUUUAAGAGUUUUAGGUGCAGAUUUCCGUUCCAGAAGCACUAUAGACAUGUGGGAGUCUGCAUUAAGCAAAAUCAAGAAGUAUCCCAACAAGAAAAUUCAGAGUGUGUUACGAUUCAGUUUUGAUGGACUGGAAGAAUUAGAGAAAAAGGCAUUUCUAGAUAUUGCAUUCUUUUUCGAAGAAGACAGCAAAGACUACGUUAUUACGCAACUGGAUGCUUGGGGAUUUUAUGGUGCUGUAGGGAUAGAGGUUCUCCAACGAAAAGCUCUGAUAACAAUUUCAAAAGACAACAGAAUACAAAUGCAUGACUUGACACGACAAAUGGGUUGCGAAAUAGUUCGUCAAGAAUCUAUUACCAAUCCAGGAAGACGCAGCCGAUUGCGGGAUAUUGAGGAAGUAUACAAUGUAUUGAGACAUGAGCAGGGAACUGAUGAGGUGGAAGCCAUGCAAAUAGAUGUGUCUCAAGCUAUAGAUUUACGUCUGGAAUUAAGCACUUUUAAGAAGUUCUCAAACUUUAAAAAGAUGCCUCGUCUAAGAUUUCUAAAAUUUUAUCUCCCACUGGAUCCUGAGACUGAGCGUUCAUUGAUGCCGCCAAGCCACGAUGGAAACUUUUGGUAUUUAGGAUGUCAAGUUCCGUUGCUAUUAUCUGUAGGAUGCAAAGAACUCAUGACAGUUGCAAGCGAGAUUCACGUAAAAUGUGUCUACUACCAUUUUAUUGAUGGCUGCUCAGAUCCUUCACGACUGAACGAACUUUUAGAAACAUCAACAAACUUUGGAUGCUAUGCAGUGGAAACAUUAUUGAGGUUAUCCAUGACGUUGAACGCAUCCACUGGGCACCUCAGGAAUCUUGAAAGCUCAGAUAUGCUUGAUCAACAAUUUUUGACUAUGCCUGAUGAGCUAAUUUGCUUGAGAUCUACGUAUUAUGUUAAGCUUUACAAGAAGACCACGGGACAAGACACCAAGUUACACAUUCUAUUUGAUGGAUUUAGGUUUUAUGAACGAGUAUCUGCCAGGGAGUUGGAUAAGGCAGCUGGUGUCCGGGGUGGUAUGAUGCUGAUUCUUUACUGUACAGCUGCUCUCUUUCUAUUCCAACUCUUAGAGAGACCCAGGUUUCAAUUUCUCUCUUCCUUUUCUGGUCAAUUCUUUUUUUUUUUCUUCCUGUUUUUCUCUAUGAAGCACGGACACUCUAGUCCCUUGCCGUGUCCGACACGCGUCCGUAUCAAUGUCCGACACCGACACGAGACCCGUACUACGUUCUAUAUUUUGAACAUUACAGGUGUCCACAUAUCCGUGUCUGUGUCGUGUCCGGUGUCGUGUCGAUGCUUCAUAGGUUUUUCUUCUAUGCUCCCCUUGCAUUUUCCUUAUCAUGGAUAGAUGCUUUCUUUCUAUUCAUUUUCUUUUUUCUUUGUAAGUAAAAUACAUUCUUGGCGUUUCAAAAAGUUUUAAAAUGUUACUUU